Messenger RNA from Schistocerca nitens (vagrant locust), 6385 nucleotides. RefSeq names its product contactin (gene Cont). The transcript is spliced from 23 exons. Gene Ontology annotation, biological process: cell-cell adhesion. Bases 107 to 3691 code for a protein of 1194 amino acids. The record is from RefSeq and is a predicted model, not a curated record. Lineage: Eukaryota; Metazoa; Arthropoda; Insecta; Orthoptera; Acrididae. Gene Ontology annotation, molecular function: protein binding.
GUUGAACCAUGGCCGUUAGUGAUGUUUAGGUAGCGCCUUAUGUUUAUUUUCAAGAAAAGUACCUGUAUUCCUCAGUUUAAGUAGUGUUUAUGUUUUUUUGUACGAGAUGGCCAUUAUGACCGUCAAAUUCAUAUUUGCAACGUUGUGUCUUCUGUUCCUGGCUACAGCCCAAAGAAUGCGUGAGCAAGAGUCCUGCCCACGCCAUUGGUUGUCAUUUCAAGAUUCGUGUUACAGGUUUAUUAAAUCCCCACUUCGUUCACGCAAUGAUGCCAGAAGAAACUGCCAGGCAUAUGAUGCAGAUCUUGUAAGUGUAAGCAACCUAGAAGAACAUGGGUUUCUGGUGCAUCAGCUCGUUAUGCAAGAUCCACAACACCGUCGCUGGUAUACGAGUGCACGGCAGCAGAGCCCAGACUACUGGGUUAAUGAUGGUGAUAAUAGUCAGGUGAUCAAUAUGGAUGCUGCUUUUCUGCCAGAACAGGAAUCAACCUUCAAUAAAGACUAUCUUGUAUAUAGCUUUUCCAACCAGUUGAAACGAUGGGGUUUUGAGAAAGUUGAUGGUGAAGAACCACUUUUGUUCAUUUGCGAAGCUCCAAGAGCUAGCCUGAGUUACCUUGUUGUAGAAGAUCGCACUUUUACAUAUGGAGUGGAAGUAGAAGAUCCAGAAAAGGUGCCACGUGGUCCAUUUUUUAAAAGGCAGCCACAUGAUGUCGUUUUUGAUUUAUCAAAGAGAUCUACUUUGAAUGAUGUCACUUUAAGUUGCCUUGCUGGGGGUUACCCAACACCAACAUACGAAUGGUUCAGAGAAGACUAUGAGAAUGAUCGCUUAGUGGCAAGGAAGAUUGACCCUCUAAGUGACAGACGAUAUACUAUCAGUGGCGGUGCUUUGAUAAUUUACGAUCCCAAAAUGAUUGAGGACAGAGCUUCGUACCAUUGCAAGGCAACAAAUAUGUUUGGUACCAUCAUGUCUGAAAGUGUGCAGCUGUCUUUUGGUUUUAUUGGUGAAUUUAACCUCAAACGCUCACCAGAAACUGGAAAUCAGAAUUGGGGCAAAACUGUUUUUUGUGAUCCUCCACAAUUUUUUCCUGGUGUUAAUUAUUACUGGGCUCGAGAUUACUUCCCGAAUUUUGUUGAAGAAGAUAAAAGAGUAUUUGUUUCAUACGAUGGAGCACUAUAUUUUUCAGCCCUCGAAAAUAUUGAUCGUGGUAAUUACAGCUGCAGUGUACAAAGCAAAGUGUCAGAUAAGGGAAGGACUGGACCUUUCUUUCCACUCCGUGUUAAUCCAAACUCAAACUAUCAGCAGUUGAAAUUUCCUAACAACUUCCCAAAGGCUUUCCCGGAGGCACCUGUUGCGGGACAAGAUGUACGUUUAGAGUGUGUUGCCUUUGGAUAUCCAGUUCCUUCAUACAACUGGACAAGGCGGGGUGCACACUUACCUCGUGGGGCUGUGCUGUCCAACUACAAUAGAGUGCUGACAAUACCUCGUGUCCAAGUUGAAGAUCAAGGAGAAUAUGUAUGUCAUGUUCACAAUGACCGAGCAUCAAUUGACAACGGUGUCAUACUUACAAUACAAGCUGAGCCAAACUUUACAAUACCAUUGGUUGACAGACACAUGGAUAAAAAUUCAGACUUGACUUGGACUUGUGAAGCAUUUGGAAUACCAGAUGUCACAUACAGCUGGUUAAGGAAUGGUGAACCUCUGGACGUUGAGAAACUACCAGGAGAAGAUCGUGACCGGUACAGAAUUGUUGACAAUGUCUUGACAAUUAAGAAUCUCGAUCCAGAUCGUGAUCAAGCUAUGUACCAAUGCAAAGCCAGGAAUCAGCUUAAAGCCAAGUACUCUACAGCUCAGCUGCGUAUCUUAUCUCUGAAACCAUCAUUUAAAAAACGGCCACUUGAGCCAGAAACAUAUGCAGCAGAAGGGGGAAACAUCACUAUUAACUGCAAUCCAGAAGCAGCUCCAAGGCCAAGUUUUGUAUGGAAGAAAGACAGCUCUCAGAUUGGAUCUGGAGGCCUCCGUGAAAUUUUGAGGAAUGGUGAUCUUCUGAUACGUUCCGUAUCUCGUAAUGAUGAAGGCCUGUAUACUUGUAUUGCCGAGAAUGAGUAUGGCGUGGCUGAAAGCACAGGAAGGCUAAUUGUUCUUCGUGGUCCACACUUUAUUCAAAAAAUGGUUCCCGUAGCACACACUGCCGUGGAGCGUGACAUGGAACUGCGAUGCCAGGCAGUUGCAGAGGAAAUACUUGAUGUCGCUUAUAUUUGGACUCAUAAUGGGCUUCGUAUUAGAGACUCCGACCCAAGUGCAACUCGAAUGCAUAUUAAAGGCAAUGUUUUGGAUAUUCGAAACAUAUCUUUUGCUGAAGGCGGUGACUAUGAGUGUAUUAUAAAGAGUGCUGUUGGAAGGAUUGCUUCUAAAACCCAUCUUAUUGUUGAAGGACCUCCAGGCCCACCAGGUGGAGUCCAGGUAACAGACAUAAAGAAAACAUCAGCAACUAUUCAGUGGACAGAUGGAGCUACAAAUGGCAAUCCAAUAUUGCACUACACAAUUUCGGGGCGUACAAGAUGGAAUAACACGUGGAUGAAUCUUUCUCAAAAUGUAGAAGCAAAAGAAGUUUAUCUUUACAAUGGCCGUAAAGAAGCUACAGUGGAAAAUGUUCUGUCACCCUGGUCUGGCUAUGAAUUUAGAGUAUCGGCUGCAAAUGCUCUCGGUUAUGGACCUCCAUCUGCACCAUCACCUAUUUACAACACACCUGCUGAUGUUCCUUACAAAGCACCAUCAAAUGUUGGAGGUGGUGGUGGGAAAAUUGGUGACCUGACCAUCACAUGGGAUCCAUUGCCACCUCAAGAUCACAAUGGUCCUGGCAUAUACUACAAGAUUUUUUGGCGGCGUGCUCACCAUGAUAUGGAGUUUCAAAGCCUGGGAUUGAAAAAAUAUGGUAACAUAGGAACUGCUGUUGUUAGAAUACAGCCAGAGUAUUAUUACACCCAGUUCGACGUUAAAGUGCAGUCUGUGAAUGAAGUCGGGUAUGGGCCUGAAUCAAAAAUAGUGACAAUAUACAGUGCAGAAGACAUGCCUCAAGUUGCUCCACAGCAAGUAUCAGCCAGAGCAUUCAACUCCACUGCUCUAAAUGUCAGUUGGGUACCUAUCAAUCAGAGUAGGGAGAUGAUACGUGGAAAGCUCAUUGGACAUAGGUUGAAAUAUUGGAAGGAAAAGAACCGUGAAGAAGAUGCUGUUUAUUACCUUAGCCGUAGCACUCGGCCUUGGGCAAUUGUAGUUGGCCUGGAACCAGACACAUAUUAUUAUGUGAAAGUCAUGGCUUAUAAUUCUGCAGGAGAAGGCCCUGAAAGUGAGAGAUUCUUAGAGCGAACAUACAGGAAAGCUCCUCAAAAGCCUCCAUCGACAGUGCAAGUAUUUGGUGUGAACCCUACAACUGUCAAGGUACUGUGGCGAUAUGUUGCCCCAUCAGCAGAGGAAGAACCAGUCAUUGGUUUUAAGGUCCGUAUUUGGGAGAUUGAUCAAGACAUGAGCACAGCAAAUGACACAAUUGUUUAUGUCGGUUCCAAGCUAGAAGCGUAUGUGGAUAAUUUGUCACCAGGUAAAAUCUAUCACAUGAGGGUCUUGGCAUUUUCAAAUGGAGGUGAUGGUCGAAUGUCUUCUCCGGCAUUGACUUUUCAGAUGGGAAACUUUGUUUCUUAGUGCCUUUGUUACAAGGAUUUGGGGAGAAGUCUUGCUUGGAAGUGAUGAGUCUCUGCUGAAUGGAAGCAAUGUAGUUGCUGUCAAGUCAUCAGUGCUUGUGAUAGUAUUUGGUUUCCUUUUGCUUCUGAAGCCUUUGCAAAUUGUGUAACUAAGCACAAGUUUCUACACCGUAAGUGCCCUUAUAGUCAUACAAAUUAUAGUUCAGAUGUGGAAUCUCAUUAGUGGUUACACUUCCCUUCGAGAACAGUGUUUGAAUUGUUAGAAGGUAUUCAUGCUGAUAUCAGUUGCUGAUUUGGUAUAUCUGCUGGAAUCAGCAUAAACAGUUUCACAGAAUGCCAGUGCCUGUUUGUUACAUCUGGUAAUCUAUUGCCUUUGUUUGGGUUGUAUUUAAAUAUUGGAAAAGAUUAGAUCUACUUUACUGAUCAAUUAUACGCAUUUGUUACUCUCAUGUCGGUAUCCUUAGACUGUUUCUGUAAUGUAUUUAGCUAACAAUUGUUAUCCCAAAUGUUAGUAAUUCUUUAUCAAUUACUGAAUCAAGACUGUAAUAUAUUCAAAAUAUUUUUUGCUUAAAGUGUAAUAUUUUUGCUUAUUUUUUAAUAAAUACCACAUUUUAUAUAAAAAGUCUUUUUCCGUCCACAUCUGUGAUUAUGUUUCCAUAACUAAAGUAUUCUCUCUUCUUGAGUUGCAAUUUUUGUUAUACCAGAAAUUGGGUUGCAAAACUUGUUUCUAAGCAACGAUUCAUUUCUCUGUUUCAUCGUAUGUUGUAUCCUCUCGCCCUCUGCGAACCCCACACUCUUAACUUUGGGGAACAGCAUAUUAUUUCAGUGCAGAGACUCUAUUAGACAAGUAGUUGUGCCCAGUUAUCUAUCUCUAGUAUAACAAAAAUUAUUACUUAAGGUGAGAUAUUUGUAUUUUAUUGUACAUAUCUUGGUGUGUUAAAUUUUAAGGGAAGCAUUAUAAAUGUCUGAAAAGGAUUUAAAAAGAUGUGUGCCUUAGUCAAAUUUGUGUGAUUGUCUCAAACAGAUACUAGGGUUAUUUCUCAUGUGUCACAAAAGUGUGUGAGAGAACUUUGAAAUAUUUUCAAUCCUCCAGUUGUAGUUAGCUAUAUAAAUUCCUUAAAAUUGUACUCAAGUAUGUUAAAGCUAGUGUAUCGUUUUGGAUGGUACCUAACACAAAUGCAUCGCAUGAAAGUAGGGAGUAUUAUUGUAUCAUAAAUUAUGACAGAAUAUGUACCACAAAUGAUGUAAGUAAGUCUGAAAUUUCAAGAUAAUAAUUAUCUAUACAUAUGAUCAAAAGAAGUUUGAUUGUUAGUAUCACAGUAUGUAUUUUUAAUGAAUUUGACAUCCCCUUGGAAUGUACUACCAGCAAUAAAAAGUGGUGAUGACAAUUAAAAUCUCUCUCUCUCUCUCUCUCUCUCUGUCUGUCUGUCUGUCUGUGUGUGUGUGUGUGUGUGUGUGUGUGUGUGUGUGUGUGUGUGGAGGGGGAGCCCCUACAUAUCUGCUUUAAUGGAGGAGAUAUUCUCAUUAGUGUACAUGCUGUGUAUCAUUUGUUAUGCCUAAGAAUAUGUACAUAAAAUGAAGGUAAUCUGUUAAUUCUGUUAUCACUUUACUAUCAGCACACUUUUCUUUGUAUCCCCACUGGCUUCAGGGUUUAUUGUCACCAAAGCUCUCAUGACUUCAUUUACCAAGGUUUAUAGACGUGCUAGUUGAGCAGUUUUUGCUGUAGCGGAGUCACUAUUGCAGCAUUAGCAUGUUUAGUUGCCAUUUUCCACAUCAAGUAUAUAAAUAUUUCUUUUAUAGCUUCAAAAUACUUUCUUCUUUCUGCAGUAUAUUCAUUGACGUCCUAGACAGGUAUCGCCUUUUAUUUCAAAGACAACGUCAGAAUAAGCUACGAACUUUGUUGACUUUUAGCAGGAAUCUCUAAAUUCAGUUUCUCUUGUCAUUAACAUAUGACAAAGAAUGGAGACGCACUUUCUUUAUCUGCUAUGCCAGUUGGGAAACAGUAAAGAAAAGUAUUUUGAUAACACAAGUGUGUACUGUAGACAGGAAUAAGAACAAUGAAAUUUUAUUUUUCUUCUACAGAGAGUAUUAUAUGCACCAAUAUUGGUCUUAUCGGUAUCCGUCCAAACCCGUAUCAGUUACGGGUAAUGGUGAUGGUAUUUUAUAGGAUAUAGUUAAUAGAUAAUGAUGUUUAAUUAUUGUUUAUAUUUGCUGUGCAAUCAGGUGUGUGAAGUGAGGCAGCUCAAACAAUUGUCAUUUUUAAAUUUUUCACGGGAAAUUAAUGUUUGUGCACAGGACAACAGCUUUAACAUUAGACAGUGAUGUCAUUAACUAACAUAAACAAGUGUUUUGUUUGUAUGACAAAAUAGUUUUAUGCAAGCUGUAUAUAGAAGUGUUGGAAACGUAUUACACAAAUGUGUCAGUAUUUUAUUGGACUGUUCAGUAAAUUUUAUAUUCUAAACCAGUAAAACAUACGUUAACUGUCUGUGGUUGGAAUUAUUUUACUGAUAUUCCCUAAAAUGGGAAGGUUUAUUGAUGAUAAAGUAUUUUCAUUUGUUAGAGAUAACUUACCUCCUUAGAUACUCACAUGUUUGCAGCAGUUCUUGUACAGUAUUAUAUGUAAUCAUUUUAAAUUCAAUGCAACAAUUUUGUAUACAACAAAGCUUUAUUAAACGUAUUUUAUAUAAUAAUGAAA